AGUAAUAACAUGUGGAAACAAAGCAUUAAUAAAAUACCAAUUCAAAAUGCAGCAGCAACAUCUUUACUACAGUUUUCUCAGAAACGAUUACUUGCAACCUCAACUGAUAUUACUUUAACUGUGAGAGAAGCACUUAAUUCAGCGAUUGACGAAGAAUUUGUUCGUGACGAACGCGUCUUCUUGAUCGGAGAAGAGGUCGCACAAUAUAAUGGCGCAUAUAAGGUGUCAAAAGGACUUCUCGAUAAAUUCGGCCCAAAACGAGUUAUUGAUACACCGAUUACAGAAGCAGGUUUUGCUGGACUGGCUAUUGGUGCUGCGUUAUCAGGACUUAGGCCAAUUUGCGAAUUCAUGACAUUUAAUUUUUCCAUGCAAGUGAAAUGUCCGAUAGUUUUUAGAGGUCCUAAUGGAUUUGCAGCUGGAGUGGGUGCACAACAUUCUCAAGAUUUCGCAGCAUGGUAUGGUUCUAUUCCAGGAUUAAAAGUUGUAUCUCCGUGGGAUAGCGAAGACUCAAAAGGUUUAUUAAAGGCAGCAAUAAGAGACCCUAAUCCAGUAGUGGUAUUGGAGAAUGAACUUCAAUAUGGUAUUUCAUAUCCGGUAUCACAAGAAGCAUUAUCAAAUGAUUUCAUCUUACCAAUUGGCAAAGCAAAAAUUAUAAGAGAAGGCAAAGAUGUCACAAUUGUGUCAUAUUCUAGAUCGUUAAAUUUUUGUCUCGAGGCAGCUCAACAAUUAGAGAAAAAAGAAGAGGGUGGGAUAUCAGUUGAGGUGAUCAAUUUGCGAUCAAUAAGACCACUUGAUGUUGACACAAUAGUUAAGUCGGUCAAGAAAACUAAUCGGUUGAUAUCAGUUGAUUCCGGAUUUCCCCAGUACGGGUUUGGCAGCGAGAUAUGUGCUAUAGCUAUGGAAACUGAAAUUUUUGAUUAUUUAGAUGCACCAGUGGAAAGAAUAACCGAUAUUCCUACACCAUACGCAGUAAAUCUUGAAGAUUUAAGUUUUCCUAAUACAAAAGUUAUAAAAAAAGUAGUUAAACGCACUUUAAAUAGGAAAAAAUAA
Messenger RNA from Entrophospora candida, 1050 nucleotides. Lineage: Eukaryota; Fungi; Glomeromycota; Glomeromycetes; Entrophosporales; Entrophosporaceae. The record is from the annotation of a GenBank genome assembly.